This is a messenger RNA of Glycine soja, 3335 nucleotides long. RefSeq names its product phosphoenolpyruvate carboxylase 2-like. The transcript has 10 exons. NCBI's taxonomy places the organism in Eukaryota, Viridiplantae, Streptophyta, Magnoliopsida, Fabales, Fabaceae. The record is from RefSeq and is a predicted model, not a curated record. Gene Ontology annotation, biological process: carbon fixation; tricarboxylic acid cycle; leaf development. Gene Ontology annotation, cellular component: chloroplast; cytosol; apoplast. The coding region runs from base 299 to 3199 and encodes 966 amino acids. Gene Ontology annotation, molecular function: phosphoenolpyruvate carboxylase activity.
CUUCACAUGACAUUUCUCCGUGAUCUCAGGCGCUAGCUUGUUAUCAGUUAUUGUUUGUGGUUGAAGGUUGUUGUUCACUUUCCCGUGCAGAGAUCAUAAGGACCCUAUUACCUUCCUACCUUCAAAAUCUUCCAUCUCUGUUCUCACGGGAUUUUCCUCUCACCCUCUUAUUUGUUUCCAACAUUUCUUGCUUCAUAAUUCAAGUGAGGUCAUAACACAACACAAAGUGUUGCCAACUUCGUGGUUCAUAUUGGUUGGUUCAGUUAAGAGUGUGGAGAACAAAGAAGAUACUUAGAUUAUGGCUGCUCGUAACAUCGAGAAGAUGGCCUCAAUUGAUGCUCAACUGAGGUUGCUGGCGCCACGCAAGGUGUCUGAUGAUGACAAACUCGUUGAGUAUGAUGCCUUGUUGUUGGAUCGUUUCCUUGACAUUCUUCAGGAUUUGCAUGGUGAAGAUAUCAGACAAACGGUCCAAGAUUGUUACGAGCUGUCAGCUGAGUACGAAGGAGAGCAUAAGCCUGAAAAGUUGGAGGAACUUGGGAAUAUGCUGACGGGUCUUGAUGCUGGGGAUUCAAUUGUUAUUGCCAAGUCAUUUUCUCACAUGCUCAAUUUGGCCAACUUGGCAGAAGAAGUUCAAAUUGCGUAUCGAAGAAGGAUCAAGUUACUGAAGAAGGGUGAUUUUGCUGAUGAGAACUCUGCCAUUACUGAGUCAGACAUUGAAGAGACCUUCAAGAAGCUUGUGGCUCAACUGAAGAAGACACCCCAGGAAAUCUUUGAUGCUUUGAAGAACCAAACUGUGGAUUUGGUUCUAACUGCUCAUCCUACUCAGUCUGUUCGCAGAUCUUUGCUGCAAAAGCAUGGAAGGAUAAGGAAUUGUUUGACACAAUUAUAUGCUAAGGACAUAACACCAGAUGAUAAGCAGGAACUUGAUGAGGCUUUACAAAGAGAGAUUCAAGCUGCAUUUCGCACAGAUGAAAUUCGAAGGACUCCUCCUACCCCACAAGAUGAGAUGAGGGCAGGAAUGAGCUACUUUCAUGAGACAAUUUGGAAAGGUGUACCACAGUUUCUGCGUCGGGUAGAUACAGCUCUGAAGAACAUUGGAAUUAAUGAACGUGUCCCAUAUAAUGCUCCUGUUAUUCAGUUCUCUUCUUGGAUGGGAGGAGACCGUGAUGGUAAUCCUAGAGUAACCCCUGAAGUUACAAGGGAUGUGUGUUUGCUGGCUAGAAUGAUGGCUGCUAAUAUGUACUUCUCUCAGAUAGAGGAUCUCAUGUUUGAGUUGUCUAUGUGGCGUUGCACUGACGAGCUACGUGUUCGUGCUCAUGAACUCCAUAGGUCCUCAAAGAGAGAUGCAAAACAUUAUAUUGAGUUUUGGAAACAGAUUCCUCCAAAUGAGCCAUAUCGUGUUAUUCUUGGUGAUGUCAGAGACAAACUAUAUAACAUUCGGGAACGUGCUCGCCAUUUAUUAGCCAAUGGGACAUCUGAUAUCCCUGAGGAGACAACCUUCACUAACGUUGAGCAGUUUCUGGAGCCCCUUGAACUAUGCUACAGGUCACUCUGUGCAUGUGGUGACAGACCAAUAGCAGAUGGAAGCCUCCUUGAUUUCCUGCGGCAAGUUUCCACAUUUGGACUCUCACUAGUGAGACUUGACAUCCGUCAAGAGUCAGAUAGGCACACUGAUGUUAUGGAUGCAAUCACAAAACACUUAGACAUUGGAUCAUACCGAGAGUGGCCCGAGGAAAAGAGGCAGGAGUGGCUCUUGUCUGAACUCAGUGGAAAGCGCCCUCUCUUUGGCCAUGACCUUCCCAAAACAGAAGAAAUCACCGAUGUUUUGGAAACCUUCCGUGUCAUUUCAGAGCUUCCCUCAGACAACUUCGGUGCCUACAUCAUAUCAAUGGCAACAUCCCCAUCUGAUGUGCUUGCUGUUGAGCUUUUACAACGUGAAUGCCAUGUGAAGCAGCCACUAAGGGUGGUGCCACUGUUUGAAAAGCUUGCUGAUCUUGAGGCCGCUCCGGCUGCGGUGGCACGUCUUUUCUCUAUAGAUUGGUACAGAAACCGCAUUGAUGGGAAGCAAGAAGUUAUGAUAGGGUACUCAGACUCAGGAAAAGAUGCAGGCCGUCUUUCUGCGGCUUGGGCGCUUUACAAGGCUCAAGAAGAACUUGUGAAGGUUGCUAAGGAGUAUGGUGUUAAACUUACAAUGUUUCAUGGGAGAGGAGGGACUGUUGGAAGAGGAGGAGGUCCAACUCAUCUUGCUAUAUUGUCUCAGCCACCAGACACCAUUCAUGGCUCACUUCGGGUAACGGUUCAGGGUGAAGUCAUUGAGCAGUCUUUUGGAGAGGAACACUUGUGCUUUAGAACACUUCAGCGCUUCACUGCAGCUACACUUGAGCAUGGCAUGCAUCCUCCUGUGUCACCGAAACCCGAAUGGCGUGCCCUCAUGGAUGAAAUGGCUGUCAUUGCAACAAAGGAGUAUCGCUCUGUUGUUUUCAAAGAACCUCGUUUUGUUGAAUAUUUCAGAUGUGCAACUCCUGAGUUGGAGUAUGGAAGAAUGAACAUUGGCAGUCGUCCAUCAAAGCGAAAGCCAAGUGGAGGAAUUGAAUCACUACGUGCUAUUCCUUGGAUUUUUGCAUGGACACAAACGAGGUUUCAUUUGCCAGUGUGGCUUGGUUUUGGGUCAGCAUUUAAGCAUGUAGUUGAGAAAGAUCCGAAGAAUCUCCAAAUGCUUCAGGACAUGUACAAUCAAUGGCCUUUCUUCAGGGUCACCCUGGACUUGGUUGAGAUGGUGUUUGCUAAGGGAGACCCGGGGAUUGCAGCCCUAUUUGACAAACUCCUAGUAUCAGAAGAGCUGCGUCCAUUUGGAGAAAAUUUAAGAGCUAAAUACGAAGAAACCAAGAGCUUUCUCCUCCAGGUUGCUGGGCACAAGGAUAUUCUUGAAGGAGACCCCUACUUGAAGCAAAGACUUCGUCUUCGUGACUCAUACAUCACAACCCUCAAUGUGUUGCAAGCUUACACAUUGAAGCGAAUUCGUGAUCCUGACUACCAUGUGAAGUUGAGGCCACACUUGUCAAAGGACUACAUGGAAUCAAGCAAGCCAGCAGCAGAGCUUGUUAAACUUAACCCCAAAAGCGAGUAUGCUCCUGGUCUUGAGGACACCCUUAUUUUGACAAUGAAGGGUAUUGCUGCUGGAAUGCAAAAUACCGGUUAAGUUGCCAUAGAAGUGGUGUUUUUCUUGUUAUAUGAUGUGUGUUGUGAUUGUUUCAUGGAUAUAUAAGCAUUAUAACCUAUUAUGUCUACGACAGAUUUCCACCAAUAUCAAAUAAUUGUUCCUCUGUUGUUAUCAA